Messenger RNA from Sinocyclocheilus grahami, 3053 nucleotides. RefSeq names its product transmembrane and coiled-coil domain family 1a (gene tmcc1a). Gene Ontology annotation, cellular component: endomembrane system. The record is from RefSeq and is a predicted model, not a curated record. The transcript has 6 exons. NCBI's taxonomy places the organism in Eukaryota, Metazoa, Chordata, Actinopteri, Cypriniformes, Cyprinidae. Bases 447 to 2021 code for a protein of 524 amino acids.
CUUUUAUUCAAAGAUUUAAAAAAAAAGAAAAAAAGAAGUACAUUUAGUAUAUUUGGCCAAAUGGUGUCCAUGUAGGUUUUCAUUUAAUGACAUCCUAUGCUUUUUUAUUUUUAAAAGUGCUGUUAUACUCAUUUCUAGAAUCAUGCAUUCUGUUUAAAAUGACUGACUGAACACGGCUCCCAUGUUGAAAUAUCGGUGCUUUUUAUAAUCUGCAUUUUCCUGCAUAUUAAGAAUUUCGAAUGAAUCCAUAUUCUCCCAGCAUUCUCUGAGUCCGUUGCGCUGAAUGUUUCCUUCACUGAAGCCAGUUGUUCACACUGAAUAAAUGCAUCUCUGUACAAUUAUUCAACAUCGCAACAGCAGCAACCACACAGAGCCUUAAGAAUAAAUCAGCAUACGGAUGCAGUCAGCAGUCGCUGCUGGGUUGAGCUCGAGCGUUGCGUUCAGGGAUGACGUCAUGCUCAGAGCUGCACGCGGGAGGAGCUCGAGCUCGAGUUCAGCUAGUGAAGUUCAGGAGAGAGAGACCGGGAGCUCUCGAUGAAGAGAUGCACUGGGAGCAGCUGCUGCGAGCGAGGAGCGGGAAGCCUGCGCUCUUGAACAUGUUUCCCUUCACGUCCGGUGGACUCACUCUCUGCUGUGCUCGAAUCGAGAGGCUGGAGGGCGGUCUGGCGGCGGCGUGCGGUGCUGACGGUUCGCUGCUGGGCUCGGAGGACGCCGGGCUGGACCCCCAGCGCACACGGCAGGCCAUCGCACAGCUGCAGCAGAAGAUCCUGAAGCUCACCGAGCAGCUGCGCAUCGAGCAGGCGGCCCGUGACGAGAAUGUGGCCGAGUACCUCAAACUGGCCAGCAAUGCCAGCGACAAACAGCAGAGCUCCCGCAUCAAACAGGUGUUUGAGAAGAAGAACCAGAAGUCUGCGGCGAGCAUUGCCCAGCUGCAGCGUAAGCUGGAGCAUUACCACCGGCGUCUGCGUGAGGUGGAGCACAGCGGCGUGCAGCGGCAGCCCAAAGACAUGCUGCGGGACAUGCAGCAGGGCCUGCGAGAUGUGGGCGCCAGGGUCAUCACGGGCCUCAGCGAGGGGGUGGUGGACAGCGUCAAGGGCGGACUGUCCAGUUUCUCCCACGUCACGCACUCGGCCGCCGGGGCCGUGGCCUCCAAACCUCGUGAGAUCGCCUCACUGAUCCGCCACCGCUUCGGCAGUGCUGAUAACAUCAGCGUGCUGAAGGACGGGCCAGAGGAUGCCGAGGAUGGUGUGGCCGCUGCUGGACGCUCUCUGGGAUCCGCUGGCGGACACCUGCAGUCCAGCCCCAAGUUCGGCAGCGAUGAGGACUGUUCGAGCGCAACCUCGGGAUCGGUGGGAGCCAACAGCGUGACGGGGGCCCCCGGGGGCCCGCCCAGCUCCAGAGGAAACACACUAGAACGGGGCCACAGCGGCAGCUUGGACAUGUUGCUGCAGGAGCUGCAGGAGCUGCGAGAUGCUCAGACGCGGCUGGAGGAGACGGUGGAGAGUCUGAAGAGCGGGUAUCUGAAGCAGUGCACACUACUGAUGCAGGCGCUGCAGGAGGAGAGGUUCAGGUGUGAGCGUUUAGAGGAACAAGUGAACGAUCUGACGGAGCUCCACCAGAACGAGAUCCUGAACCUGAAACAAGAGCUGGCCAGCAUGGAGGAGAAGAUCGCGUACCAGUCCAACGAGAGGGCCCGAGACCUGCAAGAGGCUCUGGAAGCGUGUCAGACGCGCGUCUCUAAGAUGGAGCUGCAGCAGCAGCAGCAGCAGGUGGUUCAGCUGGAGGGCCUGGAGAACGCCACGGCUCGCACACUCAUGGGCAAACUCAUCAACGUGCUGCUGGCUCUCAUGGCCGUGCUGCUGGUCUUUGUCUCCACCGUCGCCAACUGUGUGGUGCCGCUGAUGAAGACACGCAGCCGCUCCGUCUCCUCGCUGCUGGUCUUCCUCCUCUUCGCCGUGCUCUGGAGGAACUGGGAUGCUUUCUCAGGACACACCUCCCGCCUCCUGCACGUGCCCAGAUGAGCGCACAGAAGACAUGUUGGUUUCAGACCAUUUUGCACAGUUUUUCCCUUUUGAAUGCCUUUGGAGCAUUGCUCUGGAAUGAGAUUAAUAUUAAUAUUAUUCAUAUUUCUAAUAUAAUUUAGCUGAAUGUAGCAGUAGCUCACACAAAAAUGAAAAAUCUGUCAUCAUUUCCUCAGUGUUGUGAGUAAUCCCGUAUGCUGCUAUUUUUUCUGAUGAACACAAAGGGAGAAACGUUGAUGUCCUAGUGACUCAGAACGAUGAUGAACAUGUGAAUGAACAGAAAGGGUGAACUGAGCUGCUCUAAAACGUCUCCUCCUGUGUUCAGUGAAAGAAUAACAUCAUACAUGUAUUAGAUCUGAGGAGGAGUGUUUGGUCGGAGCGUGUGUUCAUCGGUCUGACUGAAGUGAUGAUUUGAGCUGCUUUCACGGCGUCUGAAGGAAGACUCAAGCCUCAGACAUCAUCCUCUGCUUUCAUUACUCUCAUAAUUUUCAAGAGGUCAAAGGAUGUUGCUGUUUACUAGCAUUAUCUGAUGUAAAACACUGUUAAAUGAAGUAAUACUUUAUUGAAUAUUGCACCGCCUUACUGGAGCUGUGACAGACAGCAGAGAAAGACAAUGACAGUAGUAGCUGUGACUGCUUAUUCAUAAUGUCUGUAAUAUCACAGUGCAGUGUUUCUGAUCUGGUGUUUUGGCGUUAUGAUGGAGAGGGUUUUGUGAUGAUCUGUAGGUUCUUAUGUCUGCUGUAGUGAAUGAUGGAUCAGGAUUCAGGACUGUUCUUAUGCAUGGAGACGCUUGUGUGUUUGAUCAUAAGCUGGACUCAAGCUGACCGAAGCUCCUUACACCUCCACUCGUGUGUCAUUCAGAUAUUAUGAACUGUUAGCACAGUUGUUUAACUGUACAGUAAUAAUGUUUAAUAGUUCUGUUUCAGUCAUUUAAUAAUCCUCAGGGGAAAGUCCUCUGCUGAAGCUGUAUUGUGUGUGUGAGUGUGUGAGUGUGUGUGUGUGUGUGUGUGUGUGUGUGUGAGAGAGAGAGUG